GUCUGAACAAGCCCUCGCUGUUUUUUUGUAAGUUGUUAGUGCCCAUCAAUCGUGAGCAAAGCAGUAUCGAUGUGGGGUGCCGCGUAUCUUCACAAGCAUUCAGAUUCACGAGCUCAUAUCAAAACGAAAACCCAAAGCAAGAACGAAUCUUCUUCAGCGUCGUGACCUCAUUGUCGACUGUCGGGGCCACCACUGCGCUGCUAUAAAGCUGUAAGUAGUAGAGGCCAACUUGUGUUAAUAAAUGAAAAUGUUCUCCCAUCUUCUUCUUCACCGACCGAGGUUCUCGCCGUUUCUCGCAUUUAUUUUUGCGACGACCCCUCGUCUCCAGGAGAUAGACGGUGGCCGCUGCGAAACAUGUUGUCUUUGUCUAGCAGAGGCUGCAGCGAACAAGCGCGACAAGCUCAGGCCGCGAGCAAGCACUUCGCCCUCGUCAUCUUCGAGCACAACGGAGAUCGAUUCUGUUUCUGGCCCAGCCCUGCAGCAAAGCGUCGAAAGCGGUCCUCCUGAGCCAGCGCCUGCGCUUCCUGCUACGUCACAAAGUUCUUCCGUCGAGGUCGCUGCCGGGGUGGACCAGUAUGGGGUAGCUUUCCUCGAAGCUGCGCCUAGCAAGAAGAAGAAGAACCACGGGAAGUCAACGGACGGUGAGGCCACACGGCCACGCGACUUGGACUUGUUGGAUGGUCAGCAUCAACACGAGGAUGGCCUUGACCUUGUCCUUGACCCCCAUCUUCAUCUCCGCGUGAUGAAUGACCAGUCCGUGUACUUUUCCGAUGAAGCCGCAGAAGUUCUGGCAUCCAGCGACGAGGAGGGGCAGCAGGGACGGGAUCAACAGCAGCUGCCAGCGGCGUACGUCGAAAGCGGUUUUCUCUUCAUGGCCGGCGCUACAACAGCAACAAGUCCACGAUCUUCACAACAGACGGCGAGUGAGGGGGCAACUACCUUUGCGUCCAUGUGCAAAAACGAGAUCUGCGACUUCGUCAGGUGGAAAAACCCUAUGGAUUGAAAACGAUGUGUCUCGGUCUGGAAGGUGGGUGCAAACUUGUAAUCAGGCAGCAAAAUUGCAAGAACCACAUGACAAAAAGAAAAACUUGUGUCUACACAAAAACUUGGCUAGUUGCAUCAUGAGCGCCAAGAAUAAAAGUUGUCCACUAUUUACUGCUACGCGAAUAGCGCAUUUCUCAUGCGGGAUAGGCAUCACGAGGCCUCUUCCGCCAAGCCUGUAAUACUUUUGCGUGCACCAUUCCACACCAUUUGUGUGGUUGGGGUGGAAAACCUACAUGACAAACUCCUGCAUUCCGCCGAGAGUUUGCCAAACGUGUUCCGCCUACCUAGAGUUUGUCGAGUAGGUGGCGGUAACUAGUGCCGCUAGUAAGUGCCGUUUUAAGGUUUAUCAAACAGCAGGGGCCACGCGGCCCAGCCGUAAAAUUCCCAAGACGAGCAUGUUGACAAACUUUCUGCAUUUCUGUUUCUCCAGACCCAGACACGACAUUUGCAGUUGAUAAACCCUAUUGCAGAGCAACUUCGGAUCGCAAACGCAGAGCUCGCCGCGCGCGAAUUUAACAGGUCGGGGAAAAUCAGCUUGCAGGUCCUGCAGGGGGAAGUCGACCACUGUGAGUUUCAAAAGCAGAGCCUCCACGACGUCCCAGGGGCCGGGAUUUUCUCCAGUGCUGACGUGCAGGCGGCGCUAGAGGCAGCAGCAGCAGGAAGUGGAGGCGCUAGUAGUAGAGCAAACAAUUCAACAACUUCUGGACGAACGAUAGAAAACAAGGCACAGCCGAGCUCUGUGCUGUGCGUCAUUCCGAAGUACUAUCGCUCCGACAGAUCUGAUUUCAGCUGGGUGGCAACUGUUUUCCCAGCGGAUGUGGUCCGUGGAGAUGAAGACAAUAGUACUGCGAGGAGUCAUUUAGUGCCGGCGCGUGGAGACAGGGAUCUGCUUCGGCCCUCGUCCUCAUCUCUUCGGCCGAUGUACAAUGUCGCGUCCGAGGGCUACGAGCAGGAAGCGUCAACCUCCAUGCCGGAUGGGAUCGGGAUUGCAACGGGGAAGCCGUUCCUCACCGUCGUGGACGAAGUGAUGGCCCGGAGUCUGGCACGGAAAUAUUUGGCAGUAAUCAAGCGCAGUCCAGUGAGCAAUUAUGCCACCCAUGGUCGCGCGUGGUGGUGGUGGGAUCAAAUUGGUGUGCGAAACCCAGAGACAACGUUUGACCCACCAUACCUGGACGAGAAGUACUACUCGCUGGCGCCUUCAACCCUGGAAGCGCACUCCCGCCUUCCGCCUUCUGCGCACUCCGAUCCGGGGUGGGACUUCGAGAGAUCAUUCGAUCUUUAUGAGGAACAUGGAAACGCGACCUUCCUCUUUCCGGGACCGGUUAUCAGUCGCGCUUUUGAGCUGGUGAGACCCAGAAUUGAAGACUUGACUUUUCCACGCCCUUGGGCGAUUGCCGGGGCAGCCAUUUACCAUGUCGUUUCUGCGAUUCUGUUCACCAACGCGCAACUGGCGGGAACGCUGUUCCUGGAACGAAAGGGGAUUGAUUUUGCCGGUGGUGAGCGUGCGCAGGUGGGCGAGGCGGGUAAGGGCUACAACAAGACUGCCGACGUCCGUCAGAACGUUGUGUCCGCGGCGCCACUCUCCUUCAAGAGGGGUCGGUGCACGGGGGAAGGCGAAAGUGUACGCAUGUGGGACGUCGCAAAAGAAUACGCACUAAAGAACGCCGGCCGCGUCGCGCACGGCUGGAGGGGCCGGCUUGGUGGCAUGGUGCGCCAGGCUACGACGAGUGCCGUCACGAAUCUGCGUGAGGAUCUCGGGCCGGGUCAUAUGCCAGUGCUAGUGUUUAUGGGAUUUUCAUUCUCAAACGUUACAUCACUACUCGCUGUUACAUUGUUUUUUGUCAACAUGCAGAAUUACCGUCAGCAUCACCCCUCACACAAGCAAGCUACUUCGCAUGACAGUGUCUCGACGCGCUUGAUUGUUAGCAUGGAGAUAGCUGUAGUUGCAUCGGAUAAUUUAUUUUAUGUAAUGCAAGACACGCAAACUUCCCCCUUCGCCUUCCACUUUAUCCUUAGCUACAACUCUUGCAGCACGGAUUCAAAUAACUCAACAUGUAACAGCUAUCGAUGUAAACGCGUGAGAAAAACUCGAUAGCGCUGGCAGAUGUUGUGGACGUGACACACGUGGCGGAGAUGCAGAGCAAUGUCUUCCGGGAAAGGUUUUUGUGGACAUCCUGGGCGGGGUUUCGGCGCCGGCUUCUCAACACCGAAAUGCACAUGCUGACGCGCUGCGAAAAGUGGGCUGAUCGGCUAAACAUUCGCGCCAUACUGGCCGUCGAAGAUGAAGACGUGGAGCACGUGAGAAACGCCGUCCGUGCGGCGGUGCGACUGGUUGCCAAAAGCAGUAGCACAAGAACGCAGACGCAGCCCAUCAAUAUCAAAAGCAAAUACGUCUGGGUCUUGAACUUGAUGAUUUCUGUCAGGCAGGUUUUCCGCGACCCAGACCCAUGACAUGGGAUCUGGUAUACAGCAUCUAUCAUGACAGAUUCCGUGGGACGAGCUCUGUUUAUCACGCCUCUCCUUCAUUACUAGAAACUGCCUCUAAACUUGUUCAAAAGUGGACAACUUUCUGUAACCAUGCAACACAAUUUUUUUUACGAUGCAGUUGCAGACUUCGCAUGACAAGCUUCCAGACCUAGACACAUUUGCAAUGCAUACAGCCCAGUGCCGGAACCGGCAGCACUGGAGGAGGACUUGCUGCAGCAGCAUCCGUAUGAACUGCAAAAGGAUCGUAGUAGUAUAAAUUGGCAAUUUAUUCAUUGCAUUACAAAUUAGCCCAGCAUUAAAUAUAGUAAUGCGGAAUUGCAAUUACCUUGACAAACAGAUUUGUAAUGCAUAACUACGAUUAAUACGAGUGCGAUACUUUUGCAGUGCAUAAUUCGCGUCCUCGCUGGAGCAGGACUCGGCGAAAGAAGGAGUGGCCGGCGCAGCCAUGUCUCACUCUGCUGAGGUUGCCGAUGAGGAACUGGAACUACCCAACGAACCGCUGAAGUUUGUCGUCAUGUCAGUCACGGAGGCGGACAGCACGUUGCACCUCUUUGAGAACCGGGGUACGAAGGAGUGGAUCGAGGCUGAUGUGCUGGCGAGUUGGUAUGCGAAGCACGCGAUUGAUUUCGCGGCUACUGCCAGCGACAAGUAGCGACCCGCCGCCGCUCAAAUGGAAAUGUGGGGAGAACUUGAAGUAGAAGUAGAAACAAGCGAGCUGCAUAGAGCAGUACUUUGAAACAAUACUAUAUGUUUUUUCUUGUGCUGCGACCAUGCAUUCGAAGCGAAACUUUGUGUAAUAUUUUGCUGGCUGUCAUGUUGUCUUUGCCACCUUUUACGUUUCCCGCACGGUGGCCGCGGCCGGAGGAGAAGGCGCGAGGACGUGCCUGCUCGUGUAGUGCUAGUAGUUCAAGAAAUACUGGCUCUCACUUUAUUUCGAGAUGAACAAGAAUGGAAAAAAUGAAAUAAUAAAACUUGUACAAGCAGCUAAUUCUGUAUCUCUACUCCUGUAUUUUUGAGUGACUCCGCUGUCACAAGAGGAACUCACGCCCGACGUUGUGGGAGGACC
This is a messenger RNA of Amoebophrya sp. A120, 4597 nucleotides long. The record is from the annotation of a GenBank genome assembly. Lineage: Eukaryota; Dinophyceae; Syndiniales; Amoebophryaceae.